CGCGUAUUGUAAGUUGAGUUUGUGAUCCAGAUGGAGCUGGAUCCAAAGAAUGAUGGCAAAUUACUAAACAUGGAGAAUGACGAGAUCAGAAUGAUUUUCUCAGCUUUUAACUACGUUCCAUCCUUUGCCCUCAGAGCAACCAUGCUCUUGGGGAUUCCUGACAUCUUGGCCAUGUCGAAGGAGCCAAUGACAGCUGAGAACAUCGUCCAAAGGCUUCCUUGCAAGAAUCCAGCUGCCGCUGCUGGUUAUCUGAAGAGGAUAAUGGAUAUCCUGAUUGUCCCGGGAAUCUACAGCAGAUCACUAGUUUCUACCGCAGAUGGAAAGUCUCAUGAAGCUGCGUACGGGCUGACUCCUGUGUCGAGGCUCCUCGUCAAGGACGAUGUUCAGUUCACGUUGCGGCCAAUAGCUUUGCUGCAUUCAAAUCAAUUCUUCUCAGUCGGAUUCCAGCAUCUGCAUGAGAGUCUGUUGGAAGAUCGAUCGCCGAUGGAGAUGGCGUUCGGAAAAACAUUCUACGAAUUACAUGCAGAAAGGCCGGAAAUCAGCUCUGUAUUCCAAGAUGCCAUGACCUGCUACUCAAAAUAUUGGAUGAAUGUUAUUGUACAUGAGUACGAUGGGUUUAAGAAUACGAAGACGUUGGUGGACGUGGGGGGCGGUGAGGGUGAAUCUAUCAAUCACCUGGUUGCAGCUUACCCACAUAUCCAUGGCAUCAACUUUGACCUGCCAGAUGUGAUUAAGAAUGCCCCUCCUAUACCAGGAGUAGACCACGUAGGUGGUAAUUUCUUUCAGAGUAUACCUUCUGGUGAUACCAUAUUUUUGAAGAUGGUACUCCACAACAAUGGCGAUGAAGAGUGCUUAAUGAUCUUGAAGAGUUGCUAUGAAGCUUUACCCGAAAGAAGGGGCAAAGUCGUCAUCGGCGAGCACGUGCUCGACGAUGACAGCACAGAUGAUGAUGUCCAAUUUUUGAACACCCUAGACUUGAUCAUGCUCUCUGUCUUUCUGAAAGGUCGGGAGAGAUCUUUCGAGGCCUACAAGGUGUUGUUGACUUCAUGUGGUUUUCUUGAUUGCAAAUUGGUAAAGCUCUCUCGUGGUGUUACUCUUAUCGAAGCAUAUAAGCAUUGAAUGUGAAAGCAUUCUUAAACAUAGACACCAAUAAGUGCAAUACCCAGCUGGUUUAUUUCAUACUAAGUGAGGAAGAUCGCAAUGUUCAGUGGAGAACGUUAUACGAGAGUUCAGAGCUCUGAAUACCUAGCUAUGAUAGAUCGCUGUUGAGGACAAAUUGCAGUAAAGAAUUCAGUGGCUCCCUAAAGAAGAUGUCAUGCAUUCACUACUGUCAGCAUCGUCAUGCCUAUCAAGAUCCAAUAAAGAUGUGGGGGAGUUGUAGAUCCAACGAGGUGAAUCAGACCAUGGCAGCUGUCA
Marchantia polymorpha subsp. ruderalis is the source of this 1416-nucleotide messenger RNA. Lineage: Eukaryota; Viridiplantae; Streptophyta; Marchantiopsida; Marchantiales; Marchantiaceae. The record is from the annotation of a GenBank genome assembly.